AUGGAAAUUACUAUCUCCUAUUUAUUUGCCAUCACCAAAAAAGAAGACUGGAUGAAAAUAGCGAACGAUUUUAAUGAAAUAUGGAAUUUUCCAAAUUGUGUUGGUGCAAUUGAUGGUAAACAUAUUUCUAUUAUUUGUCCUCCAGGUGCCGGAUCGGAAUAUUACAAUUAUAAGGGCUAUCAUUCAAUUGUACUACAAGCGGUAGUCGAUGCCCACGCAAAGUUUGUUGUAAUAGACAUUGAUGAUUAUGGUCGAUGUAGUGGGAUUUUUAAAGAAUCAUUAUUUGCUUACCCACUUUUACCAAACCUAAUGAGGCCAUUUCCUCGCAGACAGUUAACAAAUGAAAAACGUAUUUAUAACUAUCGUUUAUCUCGUGCUAGGAGAAUAGUAGAGUGUGCAUUUGGAAUAAUGGUAAAACGAUUUAAUGUAUUGGAAAAUAAGAUGUUAGUUGGCCCCGAGAAAGCUACUAAAAUAACUCAUAGCAGCUAUCGAACAACGCAACAAGUUUAUGGAUUUUUUCAAUUCAGAAAAUGUUUCAGUUCCUUGGCAAGACAGAUAUUUAGUUUAAAAAUAUAA
This is a messenger RNA of Acyrthosiphon pisum (pea aphid), 576 nucleotides long. RefSeq lists its product as uncharacterized. The coding region runs from base 1 to 576 and encodes 191 amino acids. Lineage: Eukaryota; Metazoa; Arthropoda; Insecta; Hemiptera; Aphididae. The transcript has 2 exons. The record is from RefSeq and is a predicted model, not a curated record.